GUUGAUAGAUUUUAAACUUUAAUCUGAAUCCCUGAAACAAUAUAAUUCUAAUCUCUAACCCCAGUUAACUAUGAAUUUAGUAUUUUCAAAGUUAAAAUCAAUCGAAAAAUGCUCUCUGUUCUUCUUACGUUCAUACUUAGUACCAGCAAAUUUAACAGAAAAUGCAGCAGUUUUUCCAAAUUUAAUCGAAGAAUUUACCAAAUUCUGCUAUCAACGAGAUUUACCCAGAUCAAUAAAUUCUAUGAAAAGCUUGGAAAAUCAUGGUUUAAUGGCGGAUUGUGUUGCUUACUCUGAACUCAUCAAAUGCUGCAUUUCUAAAAAAGCAAUUGAGGAAGGAAAACUUGUUCAUAAGCAUUUGGUUUCAAAUGGGAACAAACCCAAAUCUUUUUUACUUAGUAUGUUGGUGAAUAUGUAUGUAAAAUUUAACCUUUUGGGUGAAGCAGAGAAGCUGUUUGAUAAAAUGCCUGAGAGAAAUGUUGUGGCUUGGACUACAAUGAUAUCAGCGUAUUCUAAUGCUAAGAUUAGUCAUAAGGCUUUGGAGUUCUUGAUUUUGAUGCUUCGAGAGGGUGUUAGUCCGAAUAUGUAUACGUUUUCCUCUGUUUUGAGAGCUUGUGAUGGGGUGUUGAGCCUUAGGCAGGUGCAUUGUGGUUUAUUUAAGUAUGGCUUAGAGUCCGAUGUAUUUGUAAGGAGUGCUUUGAUUGAUGUUUAUGCUAAGUGGGGUGAAUUGGAUAAUGCACUGGCUGUUUUCGAGGAGUUUGUGACCGGAGAUUUGGUUGUUUGGAAUUCCAUAAUUGGAGCUUUUGCACAGAACAGUGACAGUGAUGAGGCUUUGAAUCUCUUCAAGAGAAUGAAGAGGGCUGGUUUUGCGGCUGAGCAAGCAACAUUGACAAGUACUCUGAGAGCAGUUACUGGGUUAUCAUUGUUAGAAUUAGGGAGGCAGGUGCAUGUUCAUGUGCUGAAGUAUGAUCAAGAUUUGAUCCUCAACAAUGCCCUUUUAGAUAUGUAUUGCAAGUGUGGUGGGUUAGAUGAUGCGCGUUUGUUUUUUAGCCAGAUGAAGGAGAGAGAUGUUAUCUCUUGGAGCACUAUGAUUAUUGGAUUAGCUCAAAAUGGAUUCAGCAGAGAAGCCCUUGAUUUAUUUGAGAAGAUGAAACAAACUGAGACCAAACCAAAUUAUAUUACAAUGGUUGGUGUCUUAUUUGCUUGUAGCCAUGCUGGUCUAUUAGAGGAAGGGCAAUAUUACUUUGAGUCCAUGAAGAAGCUGUUCGGUGUUGAUCCUGGUAGAGAGCAUUAUGGAUGCAUGAUUGAUCUUUUAGGAAGGGCAGGUAAGAUUGAUGAUGCUGUUAGAUUACUCCAUGAAAUGAACUGUGAACCCGAUGCAGUGACUUGGAGAACUCUCCUUGGCGCUUGUAAGAUUCACAAAAAUGCAGAUAUAGCUAUUUAUGCUGCCAAGCAAAUCUUGAAGCUAGAACCAGAUGAUGUGGGGACGUAUAUACUACUAUCAAAUAUCUAUGAGAACUCUCAGAGAUGGGAAGAUGCCAUGAGUUUGAGAAAGACAAUGAGAGAAAGAGGACUUAAGAAGGAACCAGGAUGCAGCUGGAUUGAAGUAAAUAAGAGAAUUCAUGCUUUCAUCUUCCGAGAUAUGUCACAUCCUCAAAUAGAUGACAUUAUCAGAGAGCUAAAUCAGUUAGUUCUGAAAUUGAGAGGGGUAGGUUAUGUUCCUGAUACAAACUUCAUCUUGCAAGAUCUUGAGGGAGAGCAAAAGGAAGAUUCGCUUCAGUACCACAGUGAGAAACUCGCGAUUGUAUAUGGGUUAAUGAGCUUGCCUAGAGCAAGUAUUAUUAGGAUUAAGAAGAAUCUUAGAAUUUGUGGGGAUUGCCAUCUCUUUGCAAAGCUUGUUGCUAAAACAGAGAAGAGAAUCAUUGUGAUUAGAGACCAAGUAAGAUACCAUCAUUUUCAAGAUGGUACUUGUUCAUGUGGAGAUUAUUGGUAGAAAAAUAGGGUAGCAAGUGAAGUACUAUAACAGAUGAAAACAACCGUGUCGUUAAUGGGAGAUUUCUUGUCAAAGUUGGCAGCAAGAAGGUAAAGAUAGAAGGACGGCUUCAUUGAAAGUUUGGAGAGCAGAAAAUUUACAGAGAAUUUUCUAAGAAGUUUACAAAAACAUAGAAAAAGUGUGAAUGAAUGAAUUAGCUUUCUUAUCAGCUAAAAUAUAUAUAACAGAAUUUUGUAACUAACUUGUAACAAACUUUUCCUUAGCUGAUGUCAGCAAUCCAAUACUCAUGCUUCUUGCGUGUGUAGUCCAACUCAGCUUUACACAUGCUCCUUCAAUUCCUCAUCAUCAUCAGUUAUUCUAACACCCCCACUCAAACUAUGCAUUGUGUUAACCAUGCCUAGUUUGGAUAGUAACUCAUUGAACUGUCUUGAGGGUAGUACUUUUGUGAACAAGUCUGCAAUAUGUGAAGUUGUAGGUAAGUAUGUAAUCUGUAUUAAUCCUUCUAACACCUUGUCUCUUGUAAAAUGAACAUCAAUCUC
Molecule: messenger RNA, 2529 nt
Organism: Chenopodium quinoa (quinoa)
Lineage: Eukaryota; Viridiplantae; Streptophyta; Magnoliopsida; Caryophyllales; Amaranthaceae
Product: pentatricopeptide repeat-containing protein At2g03880, mitochondrial-like
Exons: 1
Coding region: 71-1990 (639 amino acids)
Biological process (GO): RNA modification
Molecular function (GO): protein binding; zinc ion binding; RNA binding
Source: RefSeq, a predicted model, not a curated record